Molecule: messenger RNA, 1395 nt
Organism: Penicillium expansum
Lineage: Eukaryota; Fungi; Ascomycota; Eurotiomycetes; Eurotiales; Aspergillaceae
Product: DUF895 domain membrane protein
Exons: 4
Coding region: 1-1395 (464 amino acids)
Source: RefSeq, a predicted model, not a curated record
AUGACGAACUCUGAAAAAGAUGUUGCGCCGAGUGACGAGGUGAACGUUGCAGGUUCUUUGAAUGGGCCACACAAAGUGAAAUGGUACCGCUCGACAUUCUACAAUGCCUUCAUCCUUGGUCUUUGCAACUUUCUAGCGCCCGGAAUUUGGGGCGCCAUGAACUCCUUGGGUGGAGGAGGCGAAGAGAAGCCAUAUCUGGUCAACGCAGCGAACGCCUUGACCUUCGGACUUAUGGUAGUCUCUUGUUUCUUUGGUAGCGUUGUCGUGCGAUUUAUCGGCAUCAAAUGGACACUCAUUGUGGGAACAAUGGGAUAUGCACCUUACGCAGCGGGGCUGUACACAAACAACCGAUUUGGUGAAGAAUGGCUGGUGAUCCUGGGUGCGGCACUUUGCGGCAUAUCAGCGGGCAUCUUUUGGAUGGCAGAAGCAGCAAUUGCCCUUUCAUAUCCUGAGCCAUACAACCAAGGACGCUUCUUGGGAUUCUGGCUUAGCUUCCGUGUUGGAGGACAAAUACUCGGCGGUAUCAUCAAUCUAGGCAUCAAUGCCCAUCGAUCAACCUCGGGCUCUAUCUCAUACACUGUGUACCUGAUUUUCAUUGCGCUACAGGCUCUUGGCCCCUUUGCUGGUCUGCUUUUGAACAAUCCGUCUCAGGUACAGCGAAAGGAUGGAGUCCCUGUUCAACUUCAGGUGACGAACAGCAUCGGAUACGAGCUAAAGAGCAUGUCGAAGCUUUGGAUCAGUCGCAAGUUUCUGUUCAUUGUUCCAUUCAUUUGCCAGGCUGUGUAUACAGAGGCUGUGAUGUUUUCGUACGAGGGAUUGUGGUUCACAGUACGGGCCAGAGCUCUCGGGUCAUUCCUUUCCGGUGUGAUUGCUUUGAUCAUCGGCAACGUUCUAGGAGCCUUCCUUGACACCAAGCGGAUAUCUCUGAAAAAGAGAAGUCGAUACGCAUUUUUCUUAGUCGUCGGAUGGCAAGGCAUGUGCUGGGUCUGGGCUUCAGUGGUGACGACGGAGUUCAACAAGACACACCCGGUAUAUGACUGGACUGACCCGGGUUUCGGAAGAGCCUUCACCCUCUUCCUGUUCUGGGUUGCUAGCUUCCAGCUCAACUAUAUGUAUCUGUUUUUCUUGGUGGGCAACCUUGCCGAUGAUCAUGAAGAGGUCGUCCGGAUUGCGGGCUUGUUGCGUGGGACUGAAUCUGCCGCUCAGUGUGUCAGCUAUGGUCUAAGUAGCGUGAGCAUCAUGGCCGCAGUGGGUAGUGUAUACCUCAACUUUGGCUUGUGGGCUAUUGCGAUAUUGCCUGCCUGGCUCAUUGUCAAACAGGUCGGUGUAGACUUUGGGGAUAAAAAGAUCGCUAGGGAAACUCCUGGUUUGCGCGAGGCCGUGGACCACGAGUAA